Molecule: messenger RNA, 1608 nt
Organism: Closterium sp. NIES-65
Lineage: Eukaryota; Viridiplantae; Streptophyta; Zygnematophyceae; Desmidiales; Closteriaceae
Source: the annotation of a GenBank genome assembly
AUGGAGGCGCGACUCCGAUCAGCGGCCUAUCAGCAGCGCGUCCGCCGCACCGUUGGCUGCGUUCUCCUCCUCUCCCUCAUCUCGUUCCUCCUCCUCGCGUCGUUCACCGCAAAAAGCGGCGCCGGCAGCGGCGCGCGCGAGAGGAUCUUAAGCUGGCUCCAAGUCUCGUGCACUUCGAGCGCGCCGCAAAGCGCCUCGGGAAGCCGUAGUACGGAAGCCGGCGAGUCGGCAGACGGGGGAUUGCGGGGGGUAGGAGGGAGAGGAGACGAAGGGCUGAGCGAACGCCACGUGUACGGUGGUGAUGGGUACGGGGGAGGGCGGCGGUGCGAGAGAGUGACUAAAGCGGGGAUAUGCGUCUCGGAUUUCUUCGCCCUCGUUGAUGACGUGUACCGCCCCUUCUGGCCCGGAAAGGUUGACCUCGUGAUUCGAAGCUACCUCUCUGAAAAGCUCUUCCUGCUCUACUCGCUGCUGACGUCAGUGGAGCUGAUGUGGCCGCGCGGGAUUGGCCGUGUGGUGGUCGUGCUGGAUGAAGGGGAUGACGUGGCAAUGCACCUCAUGCCUCCAUGGGUUCAGGUGAAAUACGAGCGCAACUACCUGAAGCUUCCCGGGAAGAUUCUCCAGCAGUGGAGCUACGGCUGGGUGGACAACUACACUUCAGCUCCCUUCGUUGCUAUAGCGGAUGAUGACAUCAUCUUCAACCUUAAGGUCACACCAUUCCUGCUCUUCAACCUGUCAGACCCAUCCCAAGGAAACCAAUCUCCAGUAGGCCGGCCGUACCUGAUAGGCAGCAAGGACCAAGGAUACCACCGCCCCUCCACGGAUUUCCUCCUUGGCCGGCGCGCCUAUGCGGGCAACUUUAUGGUUCAGCUGCCGCUGCUGCUGCCGCGGGGGGCCGUGAGCGGGUACAGAGAUGCAGUGGGUGCGGCGCAUCCCAAGAUGGCAGGGGGAUAUGACGAGGCCGUGCAGUGGUGGGCAGAGCAUGGCGGGCAGUACAGGGACCAGAUUGCCCACACUGUGAUGGGCAACUACCUAUGGAACAAUGACAAGGAUAAGAUGGAAUUCGCAAUGGAGUGGAGCGAUCACACGCCCAUCCCGCGAGUGGGCAUCGAAUUCGCAAUGGAGUGGGUGGAUCACACGCCCAUCCCGCGAGUGGGCGUGCAUCCGCCCCACACACACCGACCUCUUCAACGACCUCAGGGAUGGAAUUCGCAAUGGAGUGGAGCGACCACACGCCCAUCCCGCGAGUGGGCGUGCAUCUGCCCUACACACACCGACCUCUUCAAGGACUUGGGAGGGGGCAGGAGGGGGGGGUUGCGUUCUGAUUUGACCCCUAUCCCUCCUCCCUGCCCUUCUCUUCCCCCUUUCUCCUCUCAGAUGGAAUUCGCAAUGGAGUGGACGGACCACACACCCAUCCCACGAGUGGGUGUGCAUCUGCCCUACACCAACCUCUUCAAAGACCUCGGAGGCUCGCCGGUUGACCCGGGCUCCAAGCUCAACCUCUCCUUUGUGCAAACGGCCGCUCACUACCAGAAAGAGACCAUCUGCCACUCCCUGCCGCCAGGUAAAGUGGUGCGGUUGCUGCUGCCACCUCUUGUCCACCCCACCUAG